UAUCUUACAAGUGUAGGAUUUCUCAAUCCUUGGCACUAUCAACAUUUUAAACUAGAUAAUUCUUUGUAGCGGAGGGGCUGUCCUGCACAUCGUAGGAUGUUUAGUAGCAUUCCUGUCCUCUACUCACUAGAUGCCAGUAGCACUCCUCUCAAUUGUGACAUUUAUGAUUUACAUGUCUCCAGACAUUGCCAAAUGUCCCCCCCCGAGGUGGGGGGGGGUAUGCAAAAUCACCCCUGGUUGAGAAUAUUCAGCCUUAAAGAAAGAGCAUCUUUUUUCUAAUUAUCCCCAAAAUGCCAUAUGGUUAAUUGUACUGAUUGUUCCCUGCUGGAACUUACCAUGGUCCUGGGAAUAUUCUUUCAGGCUAAGCAGACCCAGAUGUUUUGGCAGCAGCUCCCACACAGUGUGUGGUUUUCAUUCCCUUCCUCCUGUGUCUGUCCCUCGGACCCUAAGUGGGUCUGCAUUUGUUUCCACGAAUAACAGACUUAAGCCUGGACGGAUUGUCCCAGGUGGCUGUCUGUGACUUGGAGAAGCUCUCCCCUCUUGACAGAAACUUAAAGGAGGGCCCAACCAGGGCAGUAUGUUGAUGUCCCAGUGGACAGAUGAACAUUGUCCCUUGGCCUGUAUGCCUUGUCAUCACACUUUGUUAUCCACAAACUGUUUUCUCCAGUUUUGUUUGUAAAAUCAUUAGUCAUGCUUAUAUAAAUCCCUGUUGCUGUUCACCCUGGAGUCUGGUACACACUAGCUACUCCUCAAAAGAAAAAUGACUAAUUAAAAAAAUGAAAGUGUAUAUUUCUGAGAGUCUACUCUUAAUAUUUCAAGGUUCUCAUUCUGGCUGAAUGUGUGAGACAUGGCCAUCUCCAUAUCAGGCAUAAAAACCUUUUAUACUUCUAUUUCUGAUGCUUUGGAAUAUGAAUGCCUAUCCCCUCAAAGUCUCUCUGUCACACAAAAUGCAUUUCAUACACUUUCAUACAUGUCAUUUAACAGGUAUCUUAAGUGUAGCUUUUCCCAGAAAUCUGGUACAAAUUCAUGUCCAGCCAUUUUCUCAUUAUGCUGCACAGACAGAAACUUCAUUUUAUCUAUGUAGAUUUGCUUUCCUCUCCUCGCCGAAACUGGUUUCUUCUCCUUACUUGCAUUCAUUUGUACGCUUAAAAUUUUUAUUUCGGAUUCUGAAUAUUGUGUGUACAAGACUUAGUGGUUACAAGAUUUAGACGAGGGGAUUGCGAAAGUCACUUUAAAAAAUCAAUCCUUUAGAACCAUUUCAGUCCGGUGUUAACAGAGAAAUGCGAUAUAUGGUUCUAGGAUGCUAAGGAAUUUUCUUGGUUGAGGCAUAAACUCUCCUGUCCCGUUCUGACUUGUUGGGGAGCGGGGCGGAGUUAAUGGAGAGAAGAUGCAGGAUCGGAGCUGGAAGGGGUUUAGGACUGAAAACAUUCAUUACUCCUCUGGCUCCUACUUCUCCGCCCCCAACACUGAAACAAGGCGCCCUGUAAGAUGCUUCCAGCCAGCGAAUGCUUCUUGCCAGGGCGCUGAGGCGGAAGAUGCACAACACUCCGCGGUGGUUAGAGUACAGAAUCACUGGGUGCAACCAAUCUAAGGCUCAGUCUAAGUGACACUGUCACAAACUGCUUUGCAACGUGAGUCGUCAAGAUUAAAACUUUUAGGAUUCGAUAAGAUGAGGUUCAAAAAACAUCACACUUCUUGGGGAAAUAGUUCAGACUAAACAUCCCAUAGCAAGUUUAACUUUGCAUUCAGUAUAUUAUCCUCUCAAGAACAAAACGUUCUUUCUCAUUCUCAAAUAUCUGGCAGCCAGGGAGGGCUAAAAGCUCUCCGACGAACUCGGCAAGCUGUUCCCUCACACAGGUAAGCAACGCGACGAUACACCACGGGCUACCAAACCAGUAGGGUAGAAGAGUGGCAGAGAAAGGCCAAACUUAAAAAACCGCAGUAGCGCGGAAGAACGCAGCCGGCGUCUGACGUAAGCCUUCCUGUCGCAGAGCAUAACGGGAGGAGCGGCGGAACGCGCUGGUGGCGCGAGCCCUCUGUAAACGAAAAGAAUUCUGCGGAAGACUAGAGCGGUGCUCUCGGUUCUCGUGGCAGCUCGGGUUACCCACCUGUUGUGGAAACAGCACUGCGCACGCGGUGCGGGCCGCCCCCCCCCCGCCAUUUUUCUUGAGUCGCACGGUGACGCCAUUACGGAGCGCGCCAAUCAGGGCUGGCUGGAGGGCGGGCUCUUCAAAUUUGAAUUCCGAAACUUGUGUCAGGGAGCCUCGCUGAGGAAGUGAGGGUCACCUGUGGCCGGGCUACGGGGGGCUGGAGCCGACUUGGGCCAGAGGGCGAGCCCUGGGGCGCCCGGCCCACCCCCACGCGAAGCCAAGCCGGGACUGCCGCCUUCUAGCUCUAUCAGGCCCUUCACCCAAGGUAUGAACUCCUUGCUUUGCUUCCCUCGCCCCCUGCCAUCGGUCCGCUUCUGGCGCUGAGGGUCCCAGCCCAUCAACAUUCUCGGUCCGCGUAGACUUCUGUAAGUUUUUAGCUUUGGUAGGAGUUUCACGACUACUCACUCAUCCGUUGUAUACAUAUUUGUUGCGUGUCUACUGCAGUUAUCAAGAGAGUAGACCACUAUUCGUUCAGAUUCGUUUUGUAAGUGAACGCUGUAGGCCUUUGUUCUAAAAUCACUUCUAGCAAGAAAAACUUUACGUUAGAAUGAUUUGUGUGCGUCACUGCCCUGGGACCCCAAGAUCCACAGUGCUAUAGAAACAGUUGAUCCAUCGAGCUCAUGUUUUUUUCUGGUUAAAUUUCACAUUGGUUGCAAACACAUGUGGAUAUUAAUAAAAUUAUUUAGAAAAUGGAGGGCCCUUCAUCCUCCUCUUCAAAGUUAAACACUGUUUACAAUUUGGUAUGAUUCCAGAUAUUUCCGCCUAUGCUUUCGCUCGUGUGUGUUUACUGAAAUGCAAUUGUACGUCCUGUUCUGCUUCCUUUUUAAUAUAUCCUAACUAUAUUCUUUGUCAGUACAUAUACAGGCAUGUAUCUUUUUAUUGAAUAUACAGAAUUCGGUUGUAUGGAUGUAGCAGAAUUUCAUCCCAUAGUGGUGAAGAUCUAGAUUAUUUAUAAUAUCUCCGGUUCCUCUGGGCCCCUGCUGAAAGUCUCCUAUCCUGAAAAUUGUGGUUAAGUGAAUUAUCUGUUAGAGAAAACUUGUUGCUACUGUUUAUCAAGAUGAUUGCAACACCUUUGAAACAUCCAGGAAUUCAUUUGUCUUCAGAGACAUCUUCUCAAAGAAGAAAUAUGCCUAUGCAUGCAGUCUUUUUUGACAGCAUUCCUGCAGGCACACUUACUCCUGUAAAAGAUUUGGCAAAAUAUCAGAACCCCUCUUUAAAAUUGAAUGACCAUGAAAAAACUCAUUGCCUAGAAAUGACAAAUUUUAAUAAUAAAAAAAUAUUUCAUUCUACCAUGCUAGCAGAGACUACCUCCUCUAACAGCUCUCUUGAUAUCAGUGUUAUAAAGCCCAACAAGGAUAGAUUAAAAAAUAAAGCAAACUAUGAAUCACCAGGAAAAAUAUUUCAAAGAAUGAAAGAAAAAGUACUGCGUGACAAGCAAGAACAAACGUCAGGCAACAGUAGUUUGUUGGAACCACUGAAAAGUGAAAAGAAAAUUUUCACUCCCAAAGGAGAUGAGAAAAGAGUAUUGCAGAAUACCUGCGUCUGUGAAGAAAAGGAAAACAACAAAUCACUCCAAUCAGAUAACAUUUCACCAAGAGUGCAAGAAGUUCCUCUAGAAUCAUCAAAUAGUACUUUCGUUCCGAUAAAGCAAAAGAUUCAAUGUCAGCAGGAAAAGAAAGCACCUCUGCAUAAUUUAACUUAUGAGAUUCCAUUUCUGAACCAAGAACAUGAAAAUGUUUCAGCUGCAGGAUUCUCAAACAAGACAUUACCUAGAACUCAGUUGGAUAAACAAAUUCUUCACUCAAAGGAGAAUACAUUUGUAACCACUAAGUCUAAAAAGGACACCUUUGUUUUAGAAGGUGUUGAUUCUAUCAUUGAAAAAUCCCAAAAUACUACUGUUGAGACUCUAAAUACUAACUGUGUUCCUGUUAAAAAUGAUGAUCAGUUAAUGGUUUCUGAUAGUAAAGUGGCAACAAAAAGGACUUCACAACAGGAAAUUAAGGAAGGAAAUGAGAACUCAGUGCCCAGAGAAACCGAUCUUCUGGGUUCCAUGAAUGAUACAUGUAAAAUCGUGCUUGCAACUCCAAGAUUUCAUAUAACAAUACCUCAGAAAUCAAAAAGAAAUGCUUCAAAUCAUUCUCUUCCAAGUACACCUCAAACUCUUUCAAAUGAAGUUAAAGAAAUUAAGGUGGUCCAACUACAGGAAUGGAUGAUUAAAGUCAUCAAUAAUAAUACUGCUAUAUGUGUAGAAGGAAAAUUGACAGACAUCACUAACAUAUAUUGGCACAGUAAUGUAAUUAUAGAACGGAUUAAGCACAACAAACUUAAGACUUUAUCAGGCAACAUUUAUAUAUUAAAAGGGAUGAUAGACCGGAUUUCCAUGAAAGAAGCAGGAUAUCCAAAUUAUCUCAUAAGGAAGUUUAUGUUUGGCUUUCCAGAAAAGUGGAAAGAGCAUAUUGAUAAUUUUCUAGAACAAUUAAGGGCUUGUGAAAAGAAAGAGAGAAAGGCCAGACAAAAACAGAAAACUGGAAAAUUUAUCUCUGAUGUACAAAAAUCAGCGAAAAAUAAUGCAAGAGAAAACCAAACAGAUGUUCUGCAAAGAGCCAGCACCACUUAUGACAUUGAUUGUUGUCAUUUGGAACUGAAAAAUGGUAAGCGCAGGAGGUUGCCAGCAGCCCCAGAAUUAAACGUGUGCCAUGAUAAUUGCCAAAAUAAACCACGAUUAAGGCUCUCAGAUGACCAAAUGCAUAAUACUUGUCAAAAUGGAGGAGAAAAUGACUUAACUAAUCAGGAAAUAAUUGGAAUGAAAGCAUACGAAAAGUUGUCUUCAAAGAAACUUGAAAAUUGUGAAAGAACAAAUGAAAGGAUAAUUAAAAGUCAGAAGCAAGAGAGAACUGAAGAAUCGAAUGUAUCCAUUGACAUUCUGACCUUAAGGCAACCGUUUUUCUUGGACGAAGAAAGAAAAUGUAUGGCUCUUAAUCCGAAGGAAGCUUAUAUUUUAAUGACACCACUUAAAUCUAAAAAAGUGAUAGAACAAAAAUGCAUGAAGUAUAAUCUCUCUUAUAGCACCAUUAAAGCAGUUACAGAUUUUGCAGUGCCAAAGCAUCAAAAAGAAAGUAAAUCAGACUUAAAUGAAACUACCAGUUUGAUCAGUAAGCCCACAAAAACCUUCAAAAAUGCAUUUGAGUUUAGUGAGGGCCAUGAAAGUAAAAACAAGGAAGACUGCAGUGAAUGUGAUUUACUCACUGUCAACCAGAAAAUCAAAAUAUCUAGUCCUAAAAAAGAACAAAUGGUCACCUCUGACUUUAAGAAAAAUGCAAGGUUGUUACCAAAAUCGAAGAAAAUAAAAAAUGUGUCUAUGUCAUUUUACAAGCAGCAGUCCUCAUCAGAUUUGUCUAGUGAAGAGAGUGAAACAGAAAAGGGAAUUAGAAGGAAAGCUGCAGUUGCUAAGAAAAAUACAGCAAGAAAUACUGAAGAAACAGUGGUUCACCUGAGGAAAAGCACAAGAAACACCACAAGGAAAAUCCCAGUGAUUUCUGAAUCUGAAACUGAAGAAAGUGAAAGUGAAUUUUAUAUCAAACAAAAGAAAGCUAGAUGUUCUGCUAAAGAAAAUCUUCAGAAGUCUGGUAUCAGGAAUGAGUUUCCAGUUAUUGAGGCGAUCAGAUCUGAUGAGACAAACAGGCAUCCCUUUGAAUGUUUUCCUGGUUUAAUUCAGGAUGAGGAAUGGAAUGAGAAGGAAUUACAGAAACUUCAUUGUGCUUUUGCAUCUUUUCCAAAGCACAAACCUGGUUUCUGGUCAGAUGUAGCAAUGGCUGUAGGUUCUCGAUCUGCUGAAGAAUGCCAGAGGAAAUACAUGGAAGACCCCGGAGGAAAAGAAUCCCAGAAACCUGUCACUAAGAAAAAACCAGUUAAUCCCAAAGGCCAAAAUGGCAAAAUGGGUGAUGCUGAUAAGAAGCAAAUGAUUAAGAUAACUGCCAAAGUGGGAACUCUUAAAAGGAAGCAGCAAAUGAGGAAUUUUCUGGAACAGUUGCCAAAAGAUGAUCAUGAUGAUUUUUUCAGUACAACACCUUUGCAGAACCAGAGAGUAGUGUUGCCAAGUCUCCACGACAGUGCAGAAGAGGAUGAUAUUCUGCCCAGUAUGGACAAAAAUCCAACAACUCCAUCAUCAGUUGUCUUUCCAUUGGCAAAAACUCCUCAGUGUCAGCAUGUCAGUCCUGGCAUGCUAGCCUCUAUAAAUAGGGAUGACUGUGAUAAAUAUGUUUUUCGUAUGCAAAAAGAACAUAAAAGUAAAGGUGGCAUUGUCUGGGGCAAUAUCAAGAAAAAAACAGUUGAAACUGAGUUUUCAACUCCAACAUCAAGGAAAAAAACUCUGUAUAACAAAGAAUUAGGAGAACACUCUGGUAUUGGAAAACUUUUCACCAAUGCUAUGGAGUCUUUAGAUGAAGAAGAGAAAGAUUAUUAUUUUUCAAACUCUGAUUCUGCAUAGUAUAAAUGAGAAAAUAUUUCCAGGAUUUUUGUCAAGAAGCAGACAGUGUAUUUAUAUCUUUUUUUGGAAUACAUAUUAUUUUCCUUAUAAUGUGCCUUCAUAUGAUAUUGUGGAUUCCUUCUCAAAGGUUUUAGGUGUUUGUAUUCAGAGUAAAACAUCCUUCUGUAGAAUGCUGUUGAUACAGGUUACUAAAAUAUAAGGAAAAUUGUUUUGCUUGUAUACCUACUUGUAUAUUUCUGUUUUUUUGAACAUUAAAAUAUUCUAGAUAAGUCUCUCUUAAGCAUCUGUUUAAGAAAAUCAUGUCCUAAACAGAUUUUUUUAAAAAGCUUCCAAGAAAAUGUUGCUACCCUUAAGGGGUAGGGGAGGGGAAAUAAAAAGUAGACUGUAUUGCUGGCUACAAAUUCAUGACAACUGUAUUAGCAUUUGUUACCACUUGAUUUUUUCCUUAAAACUUAUCAUUGGCACAGCUAUGAAACCUAUGUAAAUUUAGUACUUUUAUUAGGUAGAAUCAGAGAAUAAAUUUUGUCACAUUAAGCCUUAUUUACAUAUGCAGACAUUCAUAGUUUACAUUUGGCCUUAGUAUUAAAAAGACUGGAUUAGACGUUCACGUAAUUGAUCUACCAUUAUAAAGAGUCAAGUUAAUAUGCCAUGUCAUAAUAAAACAUUAUUUUCCUCCUUUCAGACAGCUCCUUUGGAAAUAAACUUUUUUUAGCUUAUUCUGUCAUUCUGUUUUAAAAUUUGACAAUAUUUCUCCUCUGGUUACAGUAUAUAUUCACUUACCCUUUCUCUCCAGUUAGAUUGUUCAAAUAAAUUUUGCUUUUAGAACAUU
Messenger RNA from Leopardus geoffroyi (Geoffroy's cat), 7465 nucleotides. RefSeq names its product MIS18 binding protein 1 (gene MIS18BP1). Lineage: Eukaryota; Metazoa; Chordata; Mammalia; Carnivora; Felidae. The record is from RefSeq and is a predicted model, not a curated record. The transcript has 17 exons. Bases 3208 to 6636 code for a protein of 1142 amino acids.